This is a messenger RNA of Drosophila mauritiana, 1641 nucleotides long. Its product is annotated as chitinase-3-like protein 1. Gene Ontology annotation, biological process: chitin catabolic process; carbohydrate metabolic process. The transcript is spliced from 4 exons. The coding region runs from base 159 to 1571 and encodes 470 amino acids. The record is from RefSeq and is a predicted model, not a curated record. Gene Ontology annotation, molecular function: chitin binding; chitinase activity. NCBI's taxonomy places the organism in Eukaryota, Metazoa, Arthropoda, Insecta, Diptera, Drosophilidae. Gene Ontology annotation, cellular component: extracellular region.
AAACACACCGUGUAAAAAAAACACGCAACUUAAAACACUUUUACUCGUCCGAAAACAAAUUUAAACAUUAUUUUAGCUUACUUGACCACUUUAAUUAAUCUACAAUUAGAAAAAAAUUAUAUAAAUUUUCAGUUAAAAGCGUUAGGUUAACUUACGCCAUGACUUAUUUUCAGUAUGUCUUUAUCAUAAUGACAUUUCUGAUAUGCGGUUGUAUAGCAAAAGAGUAUAAUGUGUUUUGUCAAUAUGAUUUGGGCUCCUACUACUACAAAGGACGCGGUCAAUUCUUUGAGUGGCACUUGGACUCCAGACUGUGCACCCACUUGGUCCUUGGUUCUGGAGUAGGUGUGGAUGGGAAGACCGGGAAAAUGAGGAUCACUGACAAGAUUCUGCUACUGGAGAAGGACAAGCUGAGCAGCGUUAAAACCAUGAAGUGGGAUAGCAUUAGGAAGGUAAUGUUUACCAUCGGUGGUUGGGAGGAGGACUCCAGCUCGUUUUCCCGCAUGGUGUCCUCUCCCAAGAAGCGGGACAAUUUCUAUAGCUCUAUAUUGGAGUUCAUGUUCAAGUGGGGAUUCGAUGGCGUCCAAAUCGAUUGGCGCUAUCCCACUCUGCUGGGUGGUCACCCAGAGGAUCGCCAGAACUUUGUGAUUCUGCUGGAGGAGCUGGGAUUAAUCUUUCGGAAGAAUCAGCUAAUAUUAAUGGUGGCUGUGCUGGGACGAACAAACAAGCGCAUCCUGGAAAGCUACAAUAUCCCCGAGAUAGUAAAGAACUCGGACUUUGUCCAUCUGAUGUUGCACGACGAGCAGGAUCCGUACCGCCUGCGCUUGGCUUACAAUGCUCCUCUUGUGGGGUAUGAAGACAGCGUGACCGAUUCCAUUAUGCAUUGGAAACGAAAUGGAGGAGCACCAGAGAAGCUUAUAUUGGGCAUUCCGCUAUUCGUGCGCUCCUUCACCAUGGAUAGAAAUCAAUCGACAGUGGGAUCCGCCUGCAAAGGACCCGGCAGACCGACUAAACUAUCCCACCGUCCCGGCUUCAUGACCUACAACGAGUGGUGCGUGCAGCAGUCCAAAUGGAGCAGGAAGUUUGACCAGCUGGCCAAGGUGCCCUAUGCCACAAGGGGUGAUCAGUGGGUAAGCUACGAGAACCCGCGGAGCAUCUGGGCCAAGAUGCAUCUGUUGCAGAAGCACAAGCUGGGUGGCGCCAUGGCCUGGACCAUUGACGUAGACGAUUUCCGGGGCAGGUGUGGCGAGCAGCAUGGAUUGCUCCGUGUGAUCUUCUCCGCCCUGGGCGACAAAAACGCCCUCACAACCGAGAAGCCGACCACAGAAGCCUCCGGACUGUGCCCACAUGAUGGCUUUAGCCGCGAUGGUUGGGACUGCCGAUUGUACCAUGAGUGUCGCGAUGGAGAAAGGAUCUAUUACGAGUGCCUCGAGGGUCAGUACUUCGACGAGAGCCAGGUCAUGUGCCGCCCAGCCGCUGAGGUCAAGUGUGAUGAGAACUUUGUCAUUUGGCGACCGGGAAUGCCCGUUUACAACUCCGACAACAUGCCACUAAACCUAAAGAUCGUGGAGUAGGUCCAUAAAAAUACACAAACCCCGUGACUUUUUUCUGGACAAAUAAAAUCUAACACUUUACUGAUCCUGA